CAAAUUAUCGAGUUUCUAACAAAGAUAAAGACGGCUCUGCGUCGCCUCGUAAUUUGCCAACUGUAAUUUUAGCCAAAUAACAGCGAUCGCGACAGGGAACCGCCGAGAAGUUGGAGCGCCCACACUGCCACCCACCGAGGACGCCAGCAGAACAGCCGUGCACCCACUGCGAAGGCCGUGUGCGCGAGAGUGCGAGCGAGAGGGCAGCAGGCGACACAGGCAGAAUCAUUUUCGCAAGUGUUGUGAUAGAAAAAAGUGAAAGAAACUGCGAUAGUGAGUUCGAAGGAACAAGACCAAAAAUGUCUUCAACCCCAGCAGCGGGCAGUGCCGCCGAAGUGGCCACCUCCAGUGCCACCUCAAAUGCGCCCAGUGCACCCAGCACAACGGCCAGCAAUGUGAACAAUCCCAGCCAGCCGACGUCUGCCGGAACGCCGCAGGCACGUGGUGGCAGGGGCAGCAACGCCAACGGAGGAGCCUCUGGCAGCAAUGCAGGUGGCGGAGAUGAGCCGCGCAAGGACGCCAAACCAACGCCCAGAAUAUCCAAGGCUCUGGGCACCUCGGCCAAGCGCAUACAGAAGGAGCUGGCCGAGAUCACACUGGACCCACCGCCCAACUGCAGUGCCGGGCCCAAAGGCGACAACCUGUACGAGUGGGUCUCAACCAUUCUGGGACCACCCGGAUCCGUCUACGAGGGCGGCGUCUUCUUCCUCGACAUACACUUCUCGCCGGAGUAUCCCUUCAAGCCACCCAAAGUCACGUUCCGCACGCGCAUCUAUCACUGCAACAUCAACAGCCAGGGCGUCAUUUGCCUGGACAUACUCAAGGACAACUGGUCGCCGGCGCUGACUAUAUCAAAGGUCUUGCUGUCAAUUUGCUCCCUGCUCACAGACUGUAAUCCAGCCGAUCCGCUGGUGGGCAGCAUUGCCACGCAAUAUUUGCAGAAUCGUGAGGAGCACGAUCGAAUUGCGCGUCUUUGGACAAAGAGGUACGCAACAUGAUGCGUAAGUUCUGGCAUCGUACAUGUACCACAAACCGAAAACUGCAACAACAGAAACGAAAAUUCGCAUCUUGCAACGGAGAAAGUCUAUUUUAUAAAUAUAUAUUAAAAUACGAUAACUAAUAAAUUAACAGUAACAACUACCGUAACACGAACAGCAACCGCCAACAGCCAGUCGAUCCAAUUCAGUCUAUAUUUAUAUCGCGUUAAUACAGAAGUUGUAAAAACAUUUGGAGAUUUCUUGAGUUGUAUUUUUCGGAAACUAGUUUUGUUUUUAGAUCGCUUAGCAACCGAAAACAUUGUAUCGAGUCAAACGAGAGGAACACAUUCGAUGAAAAAUUGCAUCAUAAAUUGCACAUUGACAUAUUAAACUAUAAACUAUUCAACUGCAUAAUAAAUAUAAAUACAAUUAGUUUACAUUAUAUGUGUACAGUGUUAAGUGAAAAUGGAGCUAAACGAGUAAAGGGAAAAGCCUAUUUUAAUGCGUAAAUAUAAAUGCAACCAAUGUCAGGGCAGUAAACUUCGUAAAA
Molecule: messenger RNA, 1527 nt
Organism: Drosophila yakuba
Lineage: Eukaryota; Metazoa; Arthropoda; Insecta; Diptera; Drosophilidae
Gene: Ubc2
Product: ubiquitin-conjugating enzyme E2-24 kDa
Exons: 4
Coding region: 300-998 (232 amino acids)
Biological process (GO): protein polyubiquitination
Cellular component (GO): nucleus
Molecular function (GO): ubiquitin conjugating enzyme activity
Source: RefSeq, a predicted model, not a curated record